This is a messenger RNA of Tribolium madens (black flour beetle), 1840 nucleotides long. RefSeq names its product ran GTPase-activating protein 1 (gene RanGAP). NCBI's taxonomy places the organism in Eukaryota, Metazoa, Arthropoda, Insecta, Coleoptera, Tenebrionidae. Gene Ontology annotation, molecular function: small GTPase binding; GTPase activator activity. The record is from RefSeq and is a predicted model, not a curated record. Gene Ontology annotation, cellular component: cytosol; nucleus; perinuclear region of cytoplasm. The transcript has 7 exons. The coding region runs from base 169 to 1773 and encodes 534 amino acids. Gene Ontology annotation, biological process: signal transduction; nucleocytoplasmic transport; activation of GTPase activity.
CUAAACUGUGUAGUGUGUACGAGUAAUGACGGAAAUGACAUUUAUUAAUGACGGAUAUAGAGGUCAAAAUUUCCGAAUUUGUGUUCAACUUCAAAAAAUCCUAACGGUUUCACACGCGUGAACGAUUUUAACUUAUUGAAUAAUAACUGUAUUGCUUAAAGAAUUAAAAUGACUAAUACUAAUGUAGACGACCUCACCAAUGCUUUACAAGGCACGCGUGUGAGCCCUAGUGGCGUCACUUUUGCCGGCCAAUCUUUGAAACUUGACACAGUGGAAGAUGCGAAAAGUGUAAUUGAAGAAAUUGAAAAAUGUACCAACCUUCAGUUCUUGAACUUGGAAGGCAAUACUUUGGGAGUAGAAGCUUCCAAAGGCAUUGCGAAAACAUUGGAGAAACAUCCGGAAUUUAAGAGAGCACUAUGGAAGGAUAUGUUCACAGGAAGAAUGAAAACAGAAAUACCAAAGGCUUUGGAAUUUCUUGGAAGUGGUUUAGUAACAGCAGGUGCACGCUUGACUGAACUUGACAUGAGUGACAAUGCAUUUGGCCCUAUUGGCGUUGAAGGACUUGCUGCUCUUUUGAGGAGCUCUUCAUGUUAUGCUUUGGAAGAACUUAAGUUAAACAACAAUGGCUUAGGUAUCACAGGUGGUAAAUUAUUAGCAUCAGCUCUAACAGAUUGCUACAACUCAAGUAAAGAAACCGGAAAACCACUACAACUGAAGGUUUUUAUCGCUGGCAGAAACCGACUUGAGAAUGAUGGAGCCAAAGCCCUUGCUGAAGUUUUCAAGAUGAUUGGCACACUUGAAGAAAUCGCAAUGCCCCAGAAUGGAAUCUACCACAUAGGCAUAUCAGCUCUAUCUGAGGCUUUUACCCAAAAUAAAAAUUUACAAAUUUUAAACUUGAAUGACAAUACUAUCGGUGAAAAGGGGGCAGAGGCAAUAGCUAAAGCUUUACCACAUUUGCAACAAUUGAAAGAAAUCAAUUUUGGUGAUUGUUUGUUGAAGACUGCAGGAGCUAUUUCUCUCGCAGAUGCUUUAAAAACUGACCAUGCUAACUUAGAGGAAUUGACUCUUGGCCACAAUGAGAUUCGUUUGAAAGGGGGGCUUCAGUUGGUUAAGGCUAUGGCGAAUAAAAGUAAAUUGAAAGUUUUAAAUUUGAACGGCAAUCAGUUCGGGGAGGAAGGCAGAAAACAGAUUGAGAAUGAAAUUAAACAAAUUGGAAAACUUAACUCUCUGGGCAGUUUGAGUGAAGAUGAGUCUGAAGACAGUGAGGAGGAAAGCAGUGAAGAAGUGUCUCACACUGAAAGUGACAUGGAAGAAGAAAUUAUUCAGUCUAAAACAGCCAGCGAUUUUCUGAAUUCGCCAACUGAAGAAAUUUUUAUCGCACUUGGCGAUGCAAGAAAUGAGCUGAUUUUAAGAGAGGCGAAAAAAGGUGAUGAUAUUGAUGUCAAUAUAUUCAUUCCAGUUUUAAUGAAAGUAGCAUCUCUUGCCAAUAGUAGUAAAGAAAAUGUCUCAACAUUGGCACUCUCUUGUUCAGAAAGAUUAUAUAAAGAAUUGUUUUCAUGGUCAGAAAAGACUAACAAUUCUUGUUUGGUUAAUAAUACAAUUUUAGUACAUUUAGGUUUAAUAAAGUCGGAAGAUAAAAAAUUCAAACCAACGUGGAACAUGGAUGCUUGUGCAAAGGCUUUGAGAAGUGUUAUGGACAAAAAUUAUGUCACAGAAAUUACAAAAAAUACCUUCACUGUGUUUUUACAGAAGGAUAAAAGUGGGAGCAGAUGAUCAUGUGUUUAUUUUUUUUUAACUUUUUACCUCGUUUUUAACGUUAUUAAAAAUUGCCAAAAAUUGA